Messenger RNA from Pyricularia grisea, 750 nucleotides. RefSeq lists its product as uncharacterized. NCBI's taxonomy places the organism in Eukaryota, Fungi, Ascomycota, Sordariomycetes, Magnaporthales, Pyriculariaceae. Bases 1 to 750 code for a protein of 249 amino acids. The record is from RefSeq and is a predicted model, not a curated record. The transcript has a single exon. Gene Ontology annotation, biological process: ubiquinone biosynthetic process; cellular respiration. Gene Ontology annotation, molecular function: ubiquinone binding. Gene Ontology annotation, cellular component: mitochondrion.
AUGGCGGCAACUCUGCGUCAACUGGCGCGCCCGGCCCUCCGCGCGCCGUCAAAACAUCUCGCCGCUCCAGCGAUUACAUUCCAUCUCCACGACCAGCACCAACACCACAACCAACGCUUCCUCCCAGCGGCGUCGCGCGCGACAUUCUUCAGCCUCCCUGGGAACCCACUGGGUCCGCCGGCUCCCGCACAUCUCUCCGCGCGCCGGCGCCUUCCGUACCAGGCCUCGGCGCUGUACGACAUCAUCGCCGACGUGGACUCGUACGCCUCGUUCCUGCCAUACUGCACCCACAGCCGCGUGACUGCGUGGCGGCCUGGCCCCAACGGCAAGGGGCGCUGGCCCGCGGCCGGCGAGCUGACGGUCGGCUGGGGCCCAGUCACCGAGACUUAUACCAGCCGGCUAUACUGCAUCCCUGGCCGGGUGGUCGAGGCCGUCAGCGGCAAGGGUACGCCGGGGAUCUCGCCCGCCGAGGCCAAGGAGUGCGGCAUCGAUCUGGACGAGGUGAUCCCCGGCACCAAGGCGUCUGUGGGUGGGCUGUUUGAGAGCCUGGUGACUCGCUGGACUGUUACACAGGAGCAGGGAACCGGCGGGUCGAGGCCUUGGGCGGACGUCGAGCUGUCGAUUCGGUAUCAGUUCUCGAACCCCAUGUACCAGGUCGCUACGGGCAGCGUGGCUAAUGAGCUGGCUGGCGUGAUGGUUAAUGCGUUUGAGAAGAGGGCCAGGGACCUCCUUGGCGCAGCAAGGCCUUGA